UUCUGACCAAAAAGAUGGGAGGGUGGAGGGGUCACGAGAUUUGCGCAGAUUCUGCCACGUUUGGUGAGAUUUUUUUGUGAUCCCGGAUCGAGAUCCUGUGAUCUUCGGUGUUCUUCUCGAAUACGGCAGGGAUCGUUUCAUAAGCUUCCCUGUGUCGUCGUUCGUGGGCCUGUCCAUGAGACACCCUCUCCCCCUCCCAAUCCCAAUCUCGCGUGGCAAUCGAAAACCAGCGCUGCAGUGCUCGUCCUCAUUGCUGUCCUCUUUGAUCUCCAAUUCCUUACACCCACCACGUCUCAACCAAAUGGUCGCCAGCUCAAACGGCGAUGUUUACGCUCAGUUCCCUCACGGCAUCAUCGUUGACGAUGGGCCACAGUCCAGCGAGGAUGGCUCCGGUCUGCACUCUCCAAUAUUCGGUGCCCACUUUCCCCACUCGCACGGAGACAGUAUCCGGUAUCACCACGAUCGGCUCGACAUACACAGCGCCGCCGGCGUGCUUGCCUCCCAGUUUGAUUACAAAAGCAUUCAGCUGUCCGUUCCCCAGCCUUCACACCACGUCUACGACGACCAGCUGGAUAUACACCCUGCCACUCAGCCCCAUCAGCCAUCUCCGUAUUCUCAAGAUUACCCGAUCGCCCCUCGAAAUCAUCUCGGUCUUGACAUCUCACCCCAUUCAUACCAUGGCACGCGGCUCCCUCUCUCUUCUGCGUUAGGAGGGGGCCCAGGUCUCAGUUACCACCUCCCUGCCCCACACCGCAGGUAUUCCGAUGAUGUAUCGCGCGAUAACUCAUAUCCCACAUGCGCACCAGCAUCCCCACCGAUUGUCCCCGAAAGCGACCAGCGAACGAUAAUACCUAAGCGCGAGCCAGAACCCCAACCACUCCUCCAGCCCGCACCUGCGCCACCCCCCCAACAACCACCGCAGCAACAACAGUCGGGCGCACAGAGCAACCCACGACGAGAAUCAUCAAAUCUGGUCAUAGCAUGUCGACAGUGUCGAGCGAGGAAGAUCCGUUGUGAUUCAACACGACCGAUAUGUCACAACUGCGUCCGCCGAUCGAACGAGUGCCAGUAUGAUGCCGUCCCGAAGCGUCGGGGACCAGACAAGCGGCCUGGCACUCGCCAGCGUUCGUGCAAGAAACGCCCUGCAGAUGGUUCAACGCCUGUGCCACCCUCGAAAAGGAAAAAGGCUGGGACUUGGUCGGGAAACCCUCAGGCCGAGGUGCAAGCCCAACGAAUUGGUCUCGAGCAUAACGUCAUCAGAACUCAACAGGAUACCGGCAAUCAACCUCCUCAACCAUCGCUUUCUCCUCGGCGCCCGGAACUUUCGUUGGCUCAAGCACGCACUCUGCCCGAUAGCUAUGCCACGCAACCGGACAAAUCUCGAGGGGCAAGCACGCCAGUCAUCCAGUAUGACCCUAAGGAAGCCUGGAGUAAUUUACUGGGAGGAUACUCCAAAACACGGGAAGAAUCGAUGGAUGAUAUCGUUAAUGACUUGUCACUGAUCUUUACCACCCGCGGUCAUUGGCUACCUGUAAUCAAUGUCCGUGACCUCGUCCAACGACUGUUUGCGUCGGAGGAUCGUUCGUUGUCGCAAUUGUGUUUGAUAUUCGCGGGCUUGGCGGUGACGACGUUGAUGAAGUCCAGCGAAAUGGGGCUGAGCACCGCGGGACAGAAUCGGGCGGCAUGGCUUAGGGAUCAAGCCUAUGCCUCACUUGAGGCUUCGUGGAGUUCGCAACUGAUAGACAUCAAUCUCGCGAGAGCAGCACUGAUGCUUGCUAUAUACGAGUCCUCGGCACAUCCCCUUUACACACCUGAACGAGAGAGAAAGUCCCUGUUACAACUGGAUCACAUUAUCCGCUCACUUGGUCUGGCAUUCAUGGAUAGCAACGAACCCGACGUGUCGACGUUCACUCCAAACACCGUACCCGCAGCCCGCAGACGCCUGUUCGGUGCCACUGGAAAAGAUGACCUCCAUUCACAUCCUUCUGCAAGCAAAUGUACAUGCACGCCCUCCCCGUCCAACCCAACUAUGAUAUCUGACCCAAUCUUGCCUUUUUGGACCUAUGUUCCGCCCUGCAAUCCGCUUUGGACCGCCGACGAAGUUGACAAAGAAGACUGUAGGAGGCUAUGCUGGAGUGCACUUAGCCUCGUGGCCAGCUACACGUCACGCUGCAUUGCAUCUCGGAAGGAACCAAGUGGAUUUUUUAUGGCAGACCCGUCUAAUUUCCGAUUGUUGUUUCCUGGGGAAGCAUCAGAACGUGGCUCUUCCGACCUUAAGGCGCAAUCUCCUAAGGACUCCAUAUGGGCACUCUAUUGCCGCAGCAUGCUACUUUGGAAUUUCUGCACCACUCGGCUUCGGCAGAAUACAUUUACCAGUGAUGAAACUGCAGACAUUGCGUUACAAGCCUGGAGGGAGGCGCAAGAGAUCCAAGAUGCACUCGAUUCCCACAACUGUGGGCUGGACAUGACUUUACUAUACAUGUGCCGGGAGUACGUGUACAACAUCCAGAUGCUGAUAACUUCCGCUCUACAAAGCUUCCACGGUCCUGGAGCCGGCCACUUGCCUUCCUUCACUCGGAAACAUGCGGAACAAUGGCUUCGCCAUCUUGGCUACUUCGUUAGUAGAGUCCCGGCAUCGGUAAAGCAUAUGGGGGACAGUUGUAGCGAUUCAUUCGCCAGCCGUCCAUUCCAAGUGACGUGGCUGGCUAGUCAAAUAUCUAUGUGCCUUUUACUUUGGGAGAAUGACCGAUCUCUCAUCGAAGCUUUAGAAGUUGCCAAGGAUAUACUAGGACCCCUGGAGCUUUUGAACACUUUGUGGCCUUGUCCCAUGCUGCAAAGUACAUGCGACGAGCUACGCAAGAGAGUCAUAAGUAUAUGUCAUUCUACCAACAUUCCGCCCCCUACUCCUACAAAUUCUUCUUUUCCGAUCUCUCCUCGCAUUCGGGGGGGUUAAAUGGUUUCCCUGGCCCUGUGGAUUUCCACCGCAAAGUCAACUCUCGUCACGUUGAAUGCUCUACAUAUAUACCCAUUGAUCGAUGCCUUCCAAAUAGGACAAGCUCCAUGGAUGCUGUCAUUAUCUGUAGCCUCCAUAGGGAUUGCACGCCCCCGUCCCAUGCCAUGCAGUUAUACGCGCGUGAUGAUAUACCACUGUAUUUUAUCGGCCUUCGAUAUCUCGAUACCCACCUGUGUCACUCAUUUUGCAUAAUGAAAAAUCUCCAAACGUUACUUUGUCUCAGGAUACUGGUUGGU
Molecule: messenger RNA, 3249 nt
Organism: Pisolithus orientalis
Lineage: Eukaryota; Fungi; Basidiomycota; Agaricomycetes; Boletales; Pisolithaceae
Exons: 14
Coding region: 176-2953 (925 amino acids)
Biological process (GO): regulation of DNA-templated transcription
Cellular component (GO): nucleus
Molecular function (GO): zinc ion binding; DNA-binding transcription factor activity, RNA polymerase II-specific
Source: RefSeq, a predicted model, not a curated record